Dromaius novaehollandiae (emu) is the source of this 4459-nucleotide messenger RNA. It is a transcript of the gene POP1, whose product is annotated as POP1 homolog, ribonuclease P/MRP subunit. Gene Ontology annotation, biological process: tRNA 5'-leader removal. The record is from RefSeq and is a predicted model, not a curated record. Gene Ontology annotation, cellular component: nucleolar ribonuclease P complex; ribonuclease MRP complex. Bases 261 to 3308 code for a protein of 1015 amino acids. The transcript has 15 exons. NCBI's taxonomy places the organism in Eukaryota, Metazoa, Chordata, Aves, Casuariiformes, Dromaiidae.
UAGUCCUGCGAGGGCUCCGGCGUCGCGCGCAUGCGCAGUGCUGGGCCUCGCGCGGCCGCGUGCGGCGGAGACGGCGGCUGGUGGGUGCCGGUGGCUGCGGGCCACUGCAGGGGGCGGCCGGGCGCUGCGCCGCCCGUUGGCUCCCACCCGCCUCGGAGGGGCCGGCAGCCCCGCUGGGUGCCCUAGGCCUGCCGGAGGGAGCGGGGCAGGAGAGGACGGGACAGCGCGGCGGGCUCGGGCCCCCGCCCUCUGCGCCGGACAUGUCCGGGGCGAGGGAGAAGAAGCGGGCCAAGAAGAUGAGAAACCAGCCGGCCAGCGUCACCCUACCCGCCGAGCCGGGGCCCUUCCCCGCCGGCGGCAGCAGAGCCUGCCCGCCGCCAGGAGAUGUUCGUUCUGAGGGUCUGCUACAGUAUCAACAGCAGAAAUUUUUGCAUCAGUCGCCUGGGACUUCUUACAGGAAAGACCAAUAUUUUCCGAAAGGACAAAAUAGAGGAGGCAGAGGCAGAGGAAGAGGAGGAUGGCAAGGAGGAUGCCAGAGUGCUUCUGAGGAAAUGCCUAAAUACAUUACUGCAUCUACUUUUGCUCAAGCUCGUGCUGCUGAGAUCAAUGCCAUGUUGAAGGCAGUUGCGCAGAAGUCUUCAAACUCGCUCGUUUUCCAGACGCUACCUAGGCACAUGCGAAGGCGAGCCAUGAGUCACAGUAUUAAACGCCUACCCAGGCGGCUCCACGAGAUUGCCAGAAAAGAGGCAGAGAAAGCUGUGCAUCAGAAAAAAGAACAAUCCAAGACUAAAUGCCGCAAAGCUAGAAGGCGCCACAUAAACUUGGUAGCAGAGUUUAAUCGCAGGCAAAGAAAGAAUAUAUGGCUGGAAACACACAUUUGGCAUGCAAAGAGAUUUCAUAUGAUAAAGAAAUGGGGAUACUGUUUAGCAGAUAGACCUACAGAGAAGAGCUACAGGGCUUGUUACCGAGCCAUGACAAAACACUGCCUUCUUCAGGAUUUAUCAUAUUAUUGCUGUCUGGAGCUGAAUGGUGAAGAGAAUGAGCUUCUGAAGCAGCUUGCUCGAAUAUGUAGCCCUGACACAGGAUUAAUGUUUGGAGCAGAGUUUUGUCUGUCUGGAAGAUUCGAGGGUUCCCUGAACCUUUACCGGGCAGAUCACUAUCCCGAGGAUAUGCUUGGUCCUGUUACAUUUAUUUGGAAACCCAAGGAUGGGUCUGAAAACAGACAGUUAUGGAUCUGGAUGCAUCCAGCUCUCAAACAGGAUAUACUGAAUGAGUUAAAAGAAAUUUUUCAGUGUUCAGAGCCUGAAGAAAUCUGUAUUCCUGAGCCAUUUACAACAUUAAUUCAAGAGGAAAAACAAACAGAUGUUGCUGUGAGCCUUGGCAAGAAAAGAAAGAAGGAGGAUAAAGACGGAGAAAAAGCUGUGCCAGUGAAAAAAAUAAUUGGUGAUGGAACUAGAGAUCCACUCCAGCCCUAUUCCUGGACCUCACCAGCUACUGGCAUUGUGAUCAGUGAUCAAUCUAUGGAGAUUCUCAGAUAUCGGCUGAUUGGCCCAUUAUCACACUCUGUCCUUACAGAGACCCUGAAAGCUGCUGCUCUUCAAACAGAGAUGGCAGAUUCAGAGACAGAACUUAAUAAUUGGUGGGUAGAAAACUGCAAGGACUCUGAAAAAGUAUCUCUUCAUCAACAACAAACUGCUAUCUUUGAGCUAUUAGAAGGGAUAAGUUCACCUGCAGAAGUGCCAGCAGGUACAAUACUGGGCCUGACUGUUGGAGAUCCUCGUGUCAACUUGCCAAAAAAGAAAACAAAAGCCAUGCCAGAUCCUGAAAAAUAUCGAGAUUAUGAUAAAGUUAGGCAGCUAUUCCUUGAGGGUGUACCUGUAGGAUGUGCUCACAGCUUUAUCUGGGACCAUGACAUCUGUAAGAACGUCACUGAAAAUAAAAUCUCAGAGCAGGACUUAAACCAUAUGAGAGGUCAGUUACUGGUACCUGGAUCACAGCUUGAUUUGGGUCCUUGUGAAUCUAAGAUUCCUGUACUGUUGGUGCAGCAGCCAGGGAAAAUGGCUGGAGAAGAUCGACCAGGAUGGGGGAGUGGCUGGGACAUCUGUCUCCCAAAGGGCUGGGGCAUGGCUUUCUGGAUUCCUUUUAUCUAUCGAGGUGUACGAGUCGGUGGCUUGCAGGAGAGUUUAAAACAUUCUGAAUAUAAAAGAACACCUCAUACUCCAAAUGAUUAUCCAGACUGCCCUGCAGGAAUCCAGUUUGCCAAAGAACUGGAAAACAGUCUUCUUGAAAAAUUCAAACGACGUCCACCUGCAAAAAGGGCAAAUUAUGUCAAGUUGGGCACUCUGUCCCCUUUCCUCUGUCCUUGGGGGCAGCUGACGAAGAACUGGGAAGAAAGACUGAAAGCUUCAGGAGAAUUUGUAUGUCCUUCCUUCCCACACACUGAGAGCUGUGCAACCAAAGGGCAGAGCCUUUGUGACCCCAAACCAGAAGUGGUCAAAGAAGCUUCACCUGAGACUGGCGAGGUAGAGCAGACCAUGGAAAUAAGCUCUGAAGGUGCCCUAAUGACAGAGGAUGUUGCAGGCACCCAAGGCUUUGGUGAGGGAGAUGAAACUAUGACAAGGAGUAUCUUUAUUGUUCUCAGGAGUGAGAAAUUACUAAUGCAGUUAUCAGCCUGGUGCUAUCCCACUUCUGGAAAAGAUCGUCGAGACCGCCUUGUUUCUAGACUGGGACAGAAGGAAAUGACUGAACAUGCCCUUUUGCCAAUCUUGAUGAGCUACCCGAGGGCUAUAGUAUGGGUCAACUUGUCUCUCUUGAGAAAGGGGAACCCUGAAUUACAUGCUAUGAUUUGCAUCCCAACAGAGGAAGAUUUUCUGCAUCUAAGCAAAGACCAGCUCUUCUGUGGUCCUCAAGAACCCAAACAUUGUGACAUAUUCAAGCACAAGAUACAGAAACUAAAAAGGAAGAAGAAGAAGAAGGAGGAGGAGGAGGAGGAUGUGAAGGCUCUAGAAAGUGACCCUCCCGGUAUUUCAGAUAAAGAAAUAACUGAGGAACAUAAAGAUCUGAUUCUCGGUCUUUGGUCAGACCCUCUCCCAGAUGUUACUUCCCACUGCUCCAGAACCCUCCUCGGAUAUGUCACUCGAGGGGAUUUUUCAUUGGCAGCGGGCUGUGGAGAAGCACUGGGUUUUGUUAGCUUGACAGGAUUACUUCAUAUGUUACACAGACAGCCCACAGAUAAAAAAGGGCUUGUUUUGUUAAGGACUCCAGCAUCUUUACAGUACAGAUUUGCGAGACUUAAUAUUGAGGUGUAAGUAUCAUUGCAAUGCAGUAAAAUGCCAAAGAAUGUCUUCGUUUUCUGUCUUUUGUGGCCUUUCUGACAUGUCCCAAAGUUGAGGAGGUGAUUCUGAGCCCAACAAUGUCAUGAGGCAUAUGAAAUAACUGGAAAGCCUUGUAGCUUUAUUCGUGAAAAUAACUAAUGAAUAAACAGGCCCAGUGUUACUUUUGAUGUCUGCAAUGCUAAGGAUUUCUAAGAGCAACAGGUCUAUUAACAUGAUCUUGUUUUUAACCUAAGAGACAUAGUGUUCUUUUUUUUUCAUCUCAGAGCAUUGGAUGCUCUAACAAUACUCACACAGAAAAUCAUGCUUUUCCCUUUAGAAGUCUUCUAGUCAGAUGGCUGAUGGACUGUAACCUACCAGUUCAUUGUUCACCUGUAAGUGCAUGCAAUCUUGGCCUGUGCAUAUAGCAAAUAUCUGUUCCCUACUCGUUGUAUCUGAAUAUGUGUGGCUACUUUGGAAUAGAGCAAAGUAGACAAAUCUAGUACAGAAAGCAGAAGGUACUUAUUUUGGUGGAAAAGAUCUGUGCUUAAAUGAAAUUCAAAUAAAAGGUAGUCUGGCUGCCUAAUACUGGAUUAGAGCAACGAAAGCUCUAUGUGGAAAGGUGUAUCAGUUUCCCUCUCUAUUCUGAGAGAGAAAAUUCUGUUUUUGAAGGGCAGUAAGUCUUUCAAAUGUAAAUUACAGUCAGUGGGUGUGUUUACAUUUUCUGUUAAUAAUUGGGGAUAUUUUUGUUCCUUAAAACAUGAGUUUAUUUUUUUUUAUGGCAUGUGCUAGGACUGAAGGGUUUUCUUUCACUUUACAGUAUGGGUUAUGAAUGUUGUCCAAACAGUCAUAAAACUUUUAAAGCAUUUCUGGGGUGGAAGGUGAGAAAGGUGUUUGGGGUUUUUGUUUAGUUUUGUUUUUAAGAAAUGAUAGCCUUAACUCAAGAAUGGAUAAAAGUUUAAGCAGCUUGAAAAUGAGAUGUACAAUAAUGCAUUGUAGUUUAAUAGCAGUAUGAUGCAAAUAUAUCCUAGUUGGUAAAAUUACUCUGAAGUGAUCAUGUAUAAAUAAAAAUGUAAUAUAUCUGUUCUUGAUUCAGGAGUCUAUUGAUUGAGCUUGAUUCUUUAAAAAAUUAAAUAUGGAUCACUUAA